Molecule: messenger RNA, 1587 nt
Organism: Miscanthus lutarioriparius
Lineage: Eukaryota; Viridiplantae; Streptophyta; Magnoliopsida; Poales; Poaceae
Source: the annotation of a GenBank genome assembly
AUGUCUUCAGUUGGGAGCAGCAGCGGCACCAGGGCGGCGAAUGGUGCAGCUGCCAUCAGUGCUGCAGCGACGGCAGCAGGCUCGGCCGACGCCAGAUUCCACUCCCAACUACUACAGCAGGACAGGCAAAGUAGAUGGGCUGGCUGCUUUUCAGGCUUAUCAUGUUUCGGAUCGCAGAAGGGCGGGAAAAGAAUUGUUCCUGCAGCACGUACUUCUGAUGGGAAUGGAUCAAAUGCUCGUGGAAAUGGUCAAUCUGGUGCCAAUUCAAACCAAAAUAUGCCUAUGAAUUUAUCUCUUCUGGCUCCACCAUCAUCACCAGCAUCCUUCUCAAACUCUGCACUUCCUUCGACUGCUCAAUCACCGAAUUGCUUUCUGUCUGUAUCUGCAAACUCUCCUGGUGGUCCAACAUCUAAUAUGUUCGCUGUUGGGCCAUAUGCUAAUGAACCUCAACUUGUCUCGCCACCUGUCUUCUCAACUUACACAACUGAGCCAUCCACAGCACCGUUGACCCCACCACCUGAACUAGCUCAUGCAACUACACCUUCUUCUCCAGAUGUUCCAUAUGCUAGAUUUCUUUCUUCUUCUAUGGAUAUCAAAACUGCCAGCAAGGAGCAUAACAUGUCUUUCUUAUCAACAGCCUAUUCUGGUGGUUCAGGACUCCAGGCAUCUUACCCACUUUACCCUGAAAGCCCUUGUAGCAGCCUUAUCUCACCGGCUUCAGUAACUCCAAGGACUGGUCUAUCCUCACCUAUACCUGAGCAAGAGGUUCCUCCUGCCCAUUGGAAGACCUCUAGGUCUGCCUGCGACACACCAUACUUCAGGGCUUCGCCCAUUCCUGAGCAAGAAACCACUGCACAGUGGAAAACCUCUAGAUCUGCUUGUGACACACCAUAUGCCAGGACCUCACCAACCAAUAUUUUUGGGUUGGAUUCAUCUACCCCGAGAAACUAUAUGCUAGAUAGCAAUUUCUUUCGGCCAGCGGCAUCUGCUCAAUUCUACCUGGACCAGGCUCAGCAGACGUUUCCACAUAAUGGUGGGAGGGUUAGUGUAUCGAGGGAGAAGCAAGAUCCCGAUGAAAUUGAAGCUUACAGAGCUUCAUUUGGGUUUAGUGCCGAUGAAAUUGUCCAAUCUCAAUCUUAUGUGGGGAUACCAGAUGUGGUUGAUGAGUCAUUCAGUAUAUCACCAUUUGGAAACAAUGCUCCUGCUACUGAGAUCUGCCCAUUUAGUGAUCUGCCUAAUGAGGUUCAGAAGGUGGAUAAAUCAUGUUCCUACGCUAAAGAUGGCACAAGUCCAAAGAAAUCAGCAAACCAACUUUCCAUUGAUUCUCCAAAUAAAGUUCUGCGCUUGGACGUGUUCAAAGGAACAAAAGGAGGUCAUCAGUCUGAGGAUGAGGGUAUUGCGAAAGAUGGUCAUCCUUUCAGAAGGACAACAGAUGAAAUAUCUCUAAAACCCAUAGAAGUAAGGAAGAAAUCUCUUCCUGGCCAUUCUUGCUCAGAUGCAGAAAUCGAGUACAGAAGGACAAGGAGUUUGAGGGAUGCCAACGGCGUUUUAUCGCGGCGGAGUGCAUUGGCAAGACAACUGCAUUAA